AUGGCGCCUCCAAUGCCAUCACAGCCCCAUGUACCUGCACCUAACGCUUUCGGACCCUGUGCGUCGACGGCCUCGCUGUUUUUAUAUGCCCAAGGGUCGGUUAUCUUAUGCCUGCAUCAUGAUACGCUUGCGAUCGAACGGAAGUUCGAAGGCCACGGCGAGGAUGUGAGUUUCAUAAGCGUGGAUAAUGUUAGUGAACGAGGUGCGGGGAGAUUGGUGGUCAGCUACGAUGUCGGACAGACGGCAAUUGUCUGGGAUUUGUUCACGGGAAAUGCAAUCGCACGGUUUGCCUCCUUCGAACAGCUACGGGUUGCAUCGUGGAUGCGAAAUGGGAAUGUGGUUUUUGGAAACGAAAAGGGUGAUGUGAUUCUCUUUGAACCGUCCACCUCUGAGAACAUAUCUUGCCGUACGAUCUUCGAUCCCAUUACUGCUUUAGCGCCGGGGUCCGAUUGUCGGACUUAUGCUAUUGGGGUCUGGAGCGUUGCAAAACCGCCCGGCAAGGAGCCACCACGAGUAAUUCGAGUUUUGAAGAGGUCGGAUACCUCCUCUUCUGAAGAGCCCAAGUGGAUGGCUUGGUCAAAGAACGGAAGAAUUGUUCAAUAUCUGGACGGUGAAACAUGGUCUUGGGACGUCAGGACAAAGCAUGUCACUUCGGAGCCGGUUCCUACAAUCGAAAAUCCUCGCGGGUUUGCUAGCUAUGGCUCGACAGCCACUCUAUUCACACUGGGUCCUCAGUAUACAGUGCAGCAGUAUGAUUUGGAAAAUCCAGCUAUGGUCGCCAAUGUACAACAUCUGCCUGCUGGGGUUGUUCCUGCGUCUUUGGAGGAGGCUAGAACGCGCUCCAUGUCACCUCGGACUCUGCAAGAGGCCCCUGAUAUGCGCGAGUCAGGUCCGCUAUUUGGAACCAGACGUGCUCCGUAUGACUCGAGUGGCAUUGAUGCUGUGCGACAACAACGUGCGGACCUCACUAGCCCUGCCUCCGCCCGCAGCCAUGCCAACUCAGUAAGCUCCAAGGCCUCCUCUGGCAAGUACAGAAUGAUGCCCUUUUCGCCACCCAGCAGAUCCGGUCAUACCGGUACCUCGUUCUCCAUGACUUCAGCCAGUGGCAGAGAGACCCCCCAGGCGUCUGGCGCGUCUUAUGCAUAUGCUUCGUCGGUGUCGAUGUCUUCAGUCAAAAGCUCGCGUGCUGGUGCUGGCUCUCGACUGAGAAACGAGGUUCAAUUGAGUCCUGCCGAUAAACCGAUCGACCUGUUUCCUUUCACCCGUGCACGCCUCAAUGACGUGCCGUACAGAGCACAUCGCCCACUUGAUGAAUCGCACUUGACCCCGGAUGACCUACGAAAGCAAAUGUUGAGCCUUGUGUUUGGCUGGGAGGGUGACAUUGAUGGACUGAUUAACGAUGAACUCAGCCGUCACACCCCCGGGAGUCCAAGCGCCAUUGUACUAGCACAGUGGCUUGGAGAAUCAGAUACCGACGAAAUGGUUUCUAUGCUUUCCUCGGGCCCUGCUUCUACCGCAGAUUGGAUGCUUUUAGCCUUCAGCCAGAUGAGUGGUGAGUCGCAGGCUAACAAAGUUGGACAGGCUUUUGUCCAAAAGCUACUGGAAAUUGGCGACGUGCAUACCUCGGCUACCGUUCUGCUCGGGCUUGGAGACAGAAACGAUGCCAUCGAGGUGUAUGUGUCGCAGAACUACUACAUGGAGGCAAUUUUGAUGGCCUGUCUUGUUACACCCACUGAUUGGCAACGUCAAUCCUUCUUAGUGAGGUGUUGGGGAGAGCAUGUUGUUUCCCACUCCCAACAGCAGCUUGCGAUCCGCUGUUUUAUGUGUACAGGAGUGGAACCUUCAGAACCUUGGACAUCGCCAGCUGCUCAACAGGCUGCUUCAUUCGCAGAAGUAAUUUCAAAGAGAUCUCCAAUGACAUCCCCGGAGCCACAAUUCCAAAACCCUGCGAAUCUGCUGGCUCCUCCCAACCCUCAACCCAAAGGCUCAGGGACUUUGCGGCAACCAGCCAAAACCCCAGCACUCAAGCUGAUCACGUCCUUCGACUCUCAACCAAACCAGAAAUUCCGAUUCCCUGGGCUCAAGUCUGAUGACCGGACACCGACCAAUGCUCCUGGAAUCACCCCAAUCGCCGAAUCUGCCGUCGCCGAAUCCGCCGUUUCGCCCGGAGGCUUUGGGUCUUACAAGAUGAAUAAUACUCAAAGUCUCAACAACGCCAUGAAUACUAGAACGGGAACACCAGGGUUCUCAAGACGACGACUCCCGUCUAUUGGAGAGACACCCGUGGAUGUGCACCCGCCAACAUUCCCCUCCAACGGCUUCAACAAGCCUGAGGACUAUAGUUCAACUUCGGAAAAUGACGAUCCUCAAGAUAAAGAACAGCCCAAGCAGAAAGGAACCCCGCUUAAUUUGCUGACUUCCGCGCGCUACGAUCCGGAUGAAAGCUAUAAGCCGAGUCCUCAGACCGCGGUUCAAGCAAGUUCAGACAAAUUCGCAGGCAUUAAGGGCCUUCCUUCCCCUUCUGUGGGUAUAUUCGAUGCCCUCCAAGAGCGAUCUCAUAGCCGAAUGGGAUCUCGAGAUCGGAAGCCGGACAGCUUGCAGCUCCAAUUGCUUCACGCGGACUCGUCCCAAGAAGACUUGCAUGAACAAUCGGAUCCGAUGAUGGGCAGUUUCAGGAGCCCGGCAUCCACUUUGAACGGCUACAGCUCUGCAAAGAGUCCAAGUGUCAGUGGUCGGAGCAUCGACCAGUAUAUAAGCAGUCUUGAUGAAGCAAACUACCAUGCAAGACGAACCCACGGCCACCGCUCCCAAGGCCGUGGUCGCCGGAAUACGGACGAUGCCGCGAGUCAGAGCUCUGCCCGACGGCAUCACUCUAGGAAUACCUCCCAAGAGACCAGGGGACGACAUGAAAACCGUUAUAUCCCUGCAGCCAAGCGCUCUCCCUCUUCUCCAGUUCCAAUGUCUCCAGAGGAGGUGGCUCAUUAUCACAAUAUCGAGAAAAAUGAGGAGAGCCACCGAAACAAGCUUGCAUCCAAAGCACGGAGCACAAGUCGAGUGAAGAAACCCCGAUCCAGGAAUUCUUCAGAGCGCCGCAACAACCGCUCUUCUAGUCGGCACACGGCUAGUCGCGUGGCCCUGGAGAAGAAUGAGCCUUCAAGAGGUCGCAGCAUGGACAGACCGAUGUCACGUCCGAGGUCUCCCUCUUCCCCGAUCCCGAUGUCCGUCACGGAUGACGCCUUGAGGCUGGUCACUAGUGAUAGAGAGCGACUCAGAGCUCAACAGCGAAGUAGUAGCCGUCGGCCAGAUAAAGGCACCGGCGCUACCAGCGACUCUUCCCCGGACACUAAACGCACAAGGGUGAGGUCUCGCAGCCGUCAAGGUCACGAGUCGAGACCACACACGCUUCAUGACCAAGAAGAGUCGAUGAUGGCUGGUCAAGGCAGUGAUGAACUUGUCUUAGAUCCUAAAUCCCAGGUGAUCGCAAGCAUGCUGUCUCCAGAACAGGCCAGGGAAAUACACUCAGCCACGGUGCCACCGACUGGACUCUCCGAACAGAGGAGGAAAGAGCUUGCCGCCGCAGAGCUGGAAGCACGACGCCUUUCGCUUGCGCGCAAUCCAUCGGCACCCAAUAUCCCAUUCCCGGGAGAGUUGCAACCCUCGCGGAGCGCAUUGGAGAGCCCACCUUUCUCGGUCAACUCUUUUGGACCCCGGACACCGGGACGGCGCAGAGUCUCAUCGGGCAAAGGAUCGCCCGAAUAUCCAAGUAGCUCUGAUUCCAAUUCGUCCCGAUCAGGCGGCCCGCCGGGAUUACCCUCAACUCCGAAGGCAAUGCGACACCCGAGGUAUAAUGGAUACGAGGAAACUGUGCCAUCAGUUCCGCCUGUGCCUGACAGUGCCACCCUUCUAACCGACCCGAAAUAUUUCAUGGGUGAGGCGGAGCGAAUCGGCCGGUCCAUGUCUGUGCCAGUGCCCGAAAACCAGCAGACAGGACCCGUGCCCACUGACCUGCCCACCCAUCCAAGAUUUAAUCCGCGUCUUCCCAGGAGUCGCUCAACCAGCAGAGGUCGAAAUGCGGGCCAUCGUCGGGGGGGCUCGCGGGAGAUGAGCGGGUCAGGUGGCUACAGCUACGGGGGUUCUCCCGUGACCAUCAGCAUCGAGGAAACUAUCGAGAACGCCAUGCAACAGAAGCAGGUCGAAAACCCACCCAUUCUACCAGAGCUGCAGCACCUGAACCCUCCUCCCCCGCCGCCACCCCCGUUCGUUCCGCUAUCGUCGGGCAGCGCAUCCCCGCGAGAGUCUUCCGGCACCAUUGAUAUUGCCAUUGACGAUAAUGAGAACAUGGGCAAAUUGCUCCCUCGUGCAAUGACCGCCGCUCCGGCGCUUAAUAUGGAGACACGACCAUCUCUCGAGCGCCGUAGAAUGUCCUUUGAUCACCGUCGCGGUCGAAGUGUGAACGAAAGCUUCACUUCCAAAAUCCGCAACUUGACCCGGAUGGGUAGCCGUGGACCCGAAUCCUGGGUGCCAGCUGGCGAGAUGCAGACACCUUACGAAAGCGUGCAAAUGGCUGAAAGUCGGGUGUAA
Messenger RNA from Aspergillus melleus, 4581 nucleotides. RefSeq lists its product as uncharacterized. The record is from RefSeq and is a predicted model, not a curated record. Gene Ontology annotation, molecular function: transcription factor binding. Gene Ontology annotation, cellular component: nucleus. Gene Ontology annotation, biological process: positive regulation of transcription by RNA polymerase II. NCBI's taxonomy places the organism in Eukaryota, Fungi, Ascomycota, Eurotiomycetes, Eurotiales, Aspergillaceae. The coding region runs from base 1 to 4581 and encodes 1526 amino acids. The transcript is spliced from 5 exons.